This is a messenger RNA of Fusarium odoratissimum NRRL 54006, 975 nucleotides long. Its product is annotated as endoribonuclease L-PSP. The record is from RefSeq and is a predicted model, not a curated record. The transcript is spliced from 3 exons. The coding region runs from base 243 to 647 and encodes 134 amino acids. Gene Ontology annotation, cellular component: cytosol; mitochondrion. Gene Ontology annotation, molecular function: deaminase activity. Lineage: Eukaryota; Fungi; Ascomycota; Sordariomycetes; Hypocreales; Nectriaceae.
AAUGUAUACAACAUUCUUGUGACAAGUCUGCUCAAUAAUAUAUGAUUCCCUGAAGCAUCUCAUCUGCAUUUCGUUUGUUGACGAUAGUGCUGCAAAAGACUUAUCGGCUCUGAUCGGAUAUCCAUGGUCUUCGGAUGACAGAUCUACACCCCGCGAUCGCCCUCAUUUCGACAUUUCGCUCACUCAUCACCAUCACCAUCACCGAUCAACAAAGAGACAAUUGAAUAUCUCAUCCCUUCAAAAUGGCACGAACACCAGUUUCUACGAAAAAGGCCCCCGCUGUGCCGCAAAGCCUGAUGAACCAGGCCAUCAUCGCCAAUGGCUUCGUCUUCACAUCUGGUGGCGUCGCGAUGGACCCCAAGACAGGGAAGAUGAUUGAUGGUGACAUUGAGGCUCACACACGCCAAAUUAUUUCCAACCUCGGCGCCAUUCUAGACGAAGCUGGCUCGAGCCUCAAUGAUGUGAUUGAAGUCAACAUUUACUUGUCUGAUAUGAAGUACUACGCCAAGAUGAACGAAGUCUAUGCUGAGUACUGGGGUGAAAUCAAGCCUGCUAGAACAUGCGUUGCUGUCAAGAGUCUUCCGAUGAACGCCAAUAUUGAGAUCAAGUGUGUCGGAGUCAUUACCAAGCCCAAGUCGAAGCUGUAAAGGAGGUUGCCGCUGAUUCGUGGCUGGUCUUUGGCUGAAUGUAGAGGCUCACGAUGAUAUUCCAUAAUUAGUAGUUAUUAGGUCAGUCGCUAUUACAGCACUCGACUUGUAAGAUCCUCUGGCCAAUUUGUUCCAUAAUUUAUAUCCUGCCCAUUUUGCAAGCACACCGAUCAUGUGAGUAGGUGACCUCCUCGUGCCAGGCUGUUAUUCAAGUGCACAGGACACAAGAAUGAGCAUUGACUCCUCAUUAUACCGAAAGCUCAAGGCGCCGUUCGCCAUGAGGAAGAGGGCAAACUCCUCUUGGGCGCGGGUUAUGCCGCCCGCAUCU